This is a messenger RNA of Fomitiporia mediterranea MF3/22, 1380 nucleotides long. RefSeq lists its product as uncharacterized. The record is from RefSeq and is a predicted model, not a curated record. Bases 1 to 1380 code for a protein of 459 amino acids. The transcript is spliced from 5 exons. Lineage: Eukaryota; Fungi; Basidiomycota; Agaricomycetes; Hymenochaetales; Hymenochaetaceae.
AUGUGCGACUGUUCUUUCAACUCGAAGUUCUGUCACUCAGACGAACUGAAUCUCGAUAUUCGCUUCGAAACCUAUUCUGACGCGAAACUUGCUUCCGUUUUCCUCAAUAAUAUGAACGAGUUUCCCGUUGCUCUGUUCCAACAAGUACUCGACGUCGUACUCGAUCCUCGAUUCAAAUCGAGCGAAGUCACGUUCAAGAACGCCUGGGGCAUCUUUGAUUGUGUCUCGACUUAUCGAAGAGGCAUGGCGCUAAAUCGAACUUUAGUAAAACCGCACAAGGCCGAGAGAACUUCAGGUGUUAUUCCGCCUGUCGUUUUAGGUCUCAUUGUCGAUACAUUCAUGCACUGGUUUGAAAUGUUCGAUAUCAAUGGGUAUGACCUGCGUAAUAUGUGUCUUGUUCAUCGAUCUUGGACAGUUAUUGCACAGAAAGGGCUGCGACGUCGGGCAAUCAUUCCGUACCAGCAGAUCAACCGAUUUCUUCUGAGCCCUUUAUGUGGACCAUGUGUUACGGACAUGAUGAUCUACUGGACGCUCGAUGCUGAUGACAGAGUCGGAGCAAAUGAUCUCGAUCUGCUAAAGGCACUCUUUGCUCGUACUACGAAUGUUCACUGCUUGGUUUUCAAUACAGAUCUUACGUUUUAUCGUUCGUCUGAGGAACAAGACUUUAGGGUUGGAACUUGCCUCAAUGUCAUAUCGAAGUCAACGGACUACGAAGCCUGGCAGUCUUUAUACGCUUGUCUUCCGAGGAUGCACACAUUGGAGCUUUUGUCCGUAGUCGGGUGGAAAGCCUCGGAAACAGAUUUGGACUGGAACGAACAUCCUCACUCGUUGAAAACGGUGGACCUUGGUCUUAGAUACGGAAUGGGCGAACAACUCCUUGCGUGGCUUCUUCGUCCUAGAGGGAACUUCAGGAGCUAUUAUUGUCGCUGCGGUCGUGUGUUCGUCAACUUGAACAUCUGUCGUGGUUAUUUCAGCAUGACUAUGCGUCGGCUUUCGAUGGCCUCUUGCGUAACUGUUACGAGCUUACUAGCCUGGAACUUUUCUAUGAUCGAAAUCCUCGUCCACUACCGCGGCAAAUAUCUCUAUAAGGCACAUCCAUCUGGUUCGCAGUUUAUUCUAUCUUUGGUAAAGGCAUUAUCUAUACUUCCUCGGCUUCAAAGCCUCCUCUUCAUAACGUACAGCGGGGAGAGUAUGGCCGUUUCCAGGUCAAUGUUUUACGAUGGACAAGAUUCGGGGGUUUACUGCCAAUUGGAUGGUGCCACUGCACUGGCGGGCGAAGCUUUGCCAGCGGAUUUGAUCAAAUUCUGCAAAGACCGACGUGUACACCUCGCAUGUGUAGAUUCCCGUCGUCUUAUGGAUCCCAAUGACUCUGAUGAUUAG